ACCAAAGUCAGCGAGGAGAAAGAUAGAGUCCGGUCGUACAUCUUCAACGUGCAAACAUAAGCUACGGAUCGGGAUAUUCAUACCAAAACUUAUCGCAACCAAGUGUACCAAACAAAGCCUUGUCACACUUGUUGGCGUUUUUGUAGGGGCUGGCAGGUCGUCCCGCUAGAGAUUGACGAGAUGAAGUCGUCGGUUGAUGUUGUAACACUGACUGACGACAUGGAGGUGUUGUCUGCUGAAAAUGCCGAGUUGAAGGCGUCACUAAACAAGGUCAAGAAGAAAAAUUGGGAGUGUGCCAGUUAUUAUAUGUGGAAGACUAGGUCCGAUUUGAUGAAGGAAUUCUUGGAUGGGAAGCAUAAUGGUUGGACCCCUCAAGCUGAUAUCAACCACUUUCGUCGAGCAUUCCCUGAUGAUUAUGUCCCCCCUGGUGCCGAGGAUGACGAUGAGGAUGUUGAGGUAGGCGCAACUGCCACAAGUCCCAACACCAAGGUCGAGACGGUACCAGGUGAUGGUGAACAAACAGAGAAUGCCGACUUUGAUGUUCAACCUGAGUUUGAUGAAGGAUUUUUCUUUUGGAUGGCAAGCAGGAUGGUUUGGACUCCAAAGGAAGACAUUGUCCAGUUCAACACUGCAUUCCCCGAGGAGUAUGUCCCCCCGGUGCCGAGAGUGACGAGGAAGACGUUGAGGAGGGCGCAACUGCAACCAGUCCCAAACGCCUAAGUCGAGUUGGCACCAGGCAAUGUCGAGCAAAGGGAGAAUGCAGGCCCGGAAGAUCCGCUGGAGUAGUCCCACCCUGAUAAAAUUUCAAAUAUAAGUGUUUGUAGGUACUGUUAAGAAUACUUUGGUUUGAUUUUGGAUGACCCGUAGGUGGUCAGAAAACAUUGUGGUUGUGUUUCGCCUUGAGGGCGGCAGUAUGGUUUUAGCUUGUUUUUAGGGAACAGGUCUGUUGAAAUAUUGUGUGGAUUUGAGGUAUUGAUUGUGUGUGGCAUAUGUGAGUUUUGGUAGUUUUUGGUUAUUGGGUUUGCAGGUUGUGGCCUCUUGACCCUGCUGUUGCGACGACUUCAACCCCGCAGCUGCUUUG
Messenger RNA from Spinacia oleracea (spinach), 1081 nucleotides. RefSeq lists its product as uncharacterized. Lineage: Eukaryota; Viridiplantae; Streptophyta; Magnoliopsida; Caryophyllales; Amaranthaceae. The coding region runs from base 181 to 720 and encodes 179 amino acids. The record is from RefSeq and is a predicted model, not a curated record. The transcript is spliced from 2 exons.